GGUUGACUUGUGGUUUAUUGCCUAACAGUUAACCGCCUUCCUUCAAAUUUCACGUGCAGAUUUUUUCCACUUUCCUAAAUCCAUUUGACAAAAACCGCAGCGUGGGUGCGGAUUUUUCUGAAUGAAAAAUAAAAGCUUUAAAAGCUUUAGCGUUUGUCAUAAUAGUAGUUUGCGUUAUAUUUAUUCAAGAGGAAUUAUUAAAAGCAAGUUUAUACCCUAAGUAACGAUGCCACAUAAAUAUGGCUUACUGAUGUUGUUUAUAUAUCACUUCUCAUUUGGCCACAGCAGUGAUGACGUGAAGAAAUGUCCAGAUCGAAUACGAUGCGAGGUCUACAUCAAUAUUUCAUUAACAGGAGGCUCGCAUUGUCUGCUUGUCAAUAAUGAAAAAGCUGUUGAAUUUAUUGAUGACAACAAAACAUCUCCUGAAAUUUCAGUCUACGAUAGUUAUAAAAAAGUUAUGGAAGUUAAGUUUGCAAACAACAAGACACGGACCGGCAUUAUAGUCACUCUGAAAUCACCUGAUUAUACGCAGAAUAUAACUGGUACCUGGUGUAUACAAAAUUACGAAACAGGAGAGCUCUUUGACCUAUUUGAACUUAAAAUUAUGAAAAGAUUCGAGUACCGAAUAAUGCUAAUCGAAAAGGAAAUACAAAAUGUGUCAGACUUUUUAGUAAGUCUUUUUGAUUCAGUGUUGGCGCUAGGGAAGAAGAAAAGAUUGAUGGUACGUUUAGAGAAAAUGAAGAGCAAUUUUAACAAAAGUAAGGAGAAAACACACACAAUUUCUUGGUCUCCGGAGGAACGGAAGAGCUAACGCUUAUGCAGCAGGAAACAAUUAUCAUCAGUAACUGUGAAGAGGAUCAAGAAGAGUUAUUUCAAAAUGUGGAAUCAGUUUAGAAAUCAACAAACACAAAAUACUUCAACUUGAAAGUAAACAAGACAAUUGUUUUUCGGUUCAAUUUGUUUAAAUUAUUAAUCAUAAAAAUGGAAAGACUUCAAAUGUGUUAAAUAUAAUACAAACAAAACUGUUUCGCCUAUUUAUUUUAUUAUAUCCAAUGAUUAUAUUUAUAAGCACACUUUUUAUAAAAUGUUCUUUUUGGUUUAGAGUUUACG
Messenger RNA from Physella acuta, 1110 nucleotides. RefSeq lists its product as uncharacterized. NCBI's taxonomy places the organism in Eukaryota, Metazoa, Mollusca, Gastropoda, Physidae. The record is from RefSeq and is a predicted model, not a curated record.